Messenger RNA from Drosophila persimilis, 1071 nucleotides. Its product is annotated as trypsin. The transcript has a single exon. Bases 11 to 1003 code for a protein of 330 amino acids. Lineage: Eukaryota; Metazoa; Arthropoda; Insecta; Diptera; Drosophilidae. Gene Ontology annotation, molecular function: serine-type endopeptidase activity. The record is from RefSeq and is a predicted model, not a curated record. Gene Ontology annotation, biological process: proteolysis.
UUGGUCGGACAUGUGGUGUAAAAGCAUUUACCUGUUGCUGCUACUGGGCCUGCAAUGCCUGCAAAUCAAUGCCACCAGGUUGAAGCAGUAUAAGGAGAACUACCACCGACCCGUCUACUACAAUCCUAGUCACAGCAAGGCGAAUCAUGUGGACUACAAUCGCGAGGCCCUGGAGGCGCGCGAUAAGCUCGAUAAGGAGGCAGUAGAGAGGACAGCCGAAUUUGAUGCGAGUGUGGACAAAACCUACUACAUACAGAUCUACUACAAAGGUACGGUGUUCUGUCCCGGGGCAUUGAUAUCGCGCCGAAUGAUCAUCACUUCGGCACGCUGCUUCAUGCCCCCAACGACGGAGCCGGUGCGCGAGUACAAGGCCAGAUAUAUGUACGUUCUGACAGGCGUGGACAUUGGGCACGCAACCACGACGACGCCUCACGCGGUGAACGCCUUUUACAUGCCCGGCCACAAGGAAAACGGCACCUCAAACGACAUCGCCUUGAUCUCCCUGGCGAAGAAGUUGCCCCGCGAUACAUAUCACUAUAUCAAGCUCUUCCGGGGAAUACCCAAAGCGGGAGACCGCGUCAAAAUGGCCUUUCUGGAUCCCAGCGAGUACGAAAUCACACUCUACGACACUAAGGUGGUGGAUAUGGAUCGCUGCAAGACCACCUACGAGAUGAUGGGCUUGAACGAAUUCAUCAUGGAGCCAGAAUACUACUGUGUGAGCAAUCUGAAGCACAAUCUAAAUACGGCCUGCAGCACCCGACCCGGGGAUCCCCUGAUCAUAGAAAAUCAGCUGGCCGCCAUCAACAUCUUUGGCGAGAACUGCGACGAGGUGGAGGACACCGACACCAUGGACAUAUACUUCCCCAUCAAGCACACCAUCAAGUUCAUCCAGCUGGCCACGGAUGCACUGAGGGCCUUCACGGGCACGGGUCCCUUCAAUGAGUCUGUCCAGACGACAACCCUUUCGGCUAUUGCCCUGGCCAUGCAGAAGGAGCAGCUAUGAAUAUUUGGUUGAUUGCUGUAAAAAAGUUAACCAAGCAUUUCGAAACGAAUAAAAGCGUGUCCAAGUGA